AGAGCUGCCUAGGUUUGUUGGUUUGAAAUAUCAUCCACCCUUCAAAGAAGUUCAGGGAGAACAUUUAGUUAAUGAUUCAGACUGGAAUAAAAUGGUUGAGGAAUGGGGGAGUGUGUCUUCCACUUACAUUCCUAUAUAUGUUGUUGAACUGCUGGAGCCCAGUGCAUUGCAAAUGAUGGCAGUGGCUGUUGAUUCUAGUUUCCAGAAUGGUCAUGAGUCGACUAUAACUUCAAUUGAGCAAUGGGCUGACAACUUGCUUGUAACUCCUACUUCUCCAAGUAAAAGCAGUAGGAAUCUAGAAUUUAAACUAGGGUCAUUUAAGAAAUCCAAGUUACCUGUUAGGAAGCAGCCAAGAAGGUCAGAUGAUGAAGUAAGCCCCUCAUGUUUCAGAAAUGUUGAUGAUUUACCACCAAACACUGAAGAAGAAAGAGAUGAUGUUGACAGUGUUAGGACACCUAAGAAGAGAAAGAAAAAUUCUAUAGGAUGUGGAAGAAAAGAAUUUGAAAUAACUGAAUUGAAUGUGAAAUUGUUUGCAAAGGAAUUGAAAGGUCUAGAAGCAUAUGAUCUUCCUAGUCUGUGCAAGCCCCAGAUUACUCCCCUAGAUCUGUUCUUUGAAGAAGUUGUGCCUCCCAAUGAAAGUGAUGGUGCUGAUGAAGAGGAAUGCAGUGAAGAUGAUGAUGAAGGAAGCCGGUUUGAUGGUGAUGAGGAAGAGUGCUCAAGUAGUGUGGAUGUGUCUCUGGAUGAAGAGUGCUCAAGCCAGUUUGAUGCUGAUACUAAUAAUAGAAUGAAGUUGGGUCAUGUGGAAGAGGAUGAAGAUGGGAGUGGAAGUCAGUUGAUUGUGGACAAAAUGGCAAAGAUUUUCAAUACUGGCAGGUUGUGGCUUAGAAGUACAAAUGAAAAAGUAGAGCUGAGGGAGGGUGACAUAUUCAGCUCAAAAAAAGAUUUUCUAAGGGUGAUGAGGGAUUACAUUAUCCAGAAAGGUAUUUCUCUAAGAAAGAUUAAGAAUGAUAAAAGAAAAUACACUCAAACAUGUGCCAAUGAGAAGUGCAAAUUCAGGAUUCAUGCUUCUGUUCUUGUUGAUGGUCAUUCAUGGAUGAUUAAAACCCUAAUUGAUGGCCAUGUUUGUUCAGUUAAAGAGCACCACAAAAGGGCAGGAGCAUCUUGGGUUGCAACCCAUUUGCUUGAAGACUUUAGAAGCAAUAAGGAGAUGAAUGCUACCACUGUGAAAAAGCUAAUAUUAAAAAGGUUCAAUACUUACAUUCCAAAUUACACUUGCUGGAGAGGCCUAAAAUUGAUGAGGCAAAUUGUGGAAGGGAGGCAUGAGGAUGGCUACAAGCUUUUACCCCAAUACAUGGAGGUGUUUAGAGGUAGAAAUCCAAAUUCUGAGUGCUUCAUAAGGUGGGAGGAGAUAGGGCCAGGCAGGAACCCCAUAUUUAGAAGGUGUUUAUUAUGUAUAGGUUCAGCCAUCAAAUCUUUUAAGGAAUAUUGUUGGCCAUUGAUUGGUAUUGAUGCAUGUCAUUUGAAGGGCCCAUACCAAGAAAUUCUGUUGACAGCAAUGGGUUUAGAUGGAAAUAAUGGACAGUUUCCCUUGGCUUAUGGUGUAGCUGAUACUGAGGAUGAAACAGAGUGGGGUUUUUUCCUUCAUGGGUUAGCAGAGGGGCUAGGGUGCAGUCAAGAUGCUUCUAGGUACACUAUAAUUUCUGAUAGGCACCAGGCCAUAAUAAAAGGGCUCAGCACUGUUAUGCCAAGAGCUUCAAGGAGGAUAUGUGUUUUACAUUUCUAUAAAAACUUUGCUUCCAAAUUUCCAGGUGCAUGGUUCCAUUCAUUUUUCUAUAUAGUUGCAAAUACCUUCUCAGAGUAUGUGUUCAAGAAAGGUAUGGAGAAGAUAAAGGAGGAAGACAGUGAAGCUUAUGAUUGGCUUGAGACAAAUGAGCCAAAGACCCAUUGGGCAAGGCACAAAUUUUCUGCAGCCUUGAAGUGUGAUGAUAACACAAACAAUUUUGUGGAAUCAUUCAACAAGGCUAUUGUAGCACACAGAGCAAAGCCUACCCUACAAAUGUUGGAGGAAAUCAGAAAAUUGGUAGGUUCAAGGUUUGAAAAAAGGUUUUCAAUGGGAAGGACUCGAAGGAGUUGGUCCACUGAAGUCACCCCUUAUGUAGACAAGAAACUUAGGGCCUUAGCAAUGGAUUCUAGGGUCUGUUAUGAAGUGAUAGCAGCAGACAGAGGUGAGUUUGAUGUUCUUGAUGGGAACACCAAUUUUACAAAUUACAAGAGACUGUAUGAUGCCAUAAUACACCCUAUUCCAGACCCAUGUAUGUGGGGGACAAGCACACUGCCAGAACUAGACCCACCAAAAACUAUGAAAAAGAAAGGUAGACCCAAGAAACACAAGAGAAGAGAUGGCAUUGAUGACCUGAUUGCAAAGAAGAAUGGGCAAGCUCAUGGAACAAAGCGUUGCAGCAAGUGUAAACAGUUGGACCACAACCAUAGGACGUGUGGCCAAAGUAGAGAUCCUAAUGGGAAAUUAAUGAAGAUGUACAGCAGGAAGAAGAAGAAAGCUUGUGAGCCUGAUAAAAAUAUCUUAGAUCAUGUCUGAAGUAAUGAAGAUGUAAUAUGUUUUUUGUAUCCAUUAUGUUAUCAACCAAUGUAACUGGUACUUAUACAGUGGUGUAUAAAGCUUUUGUUUUUUG
Messenger RNA from Cuscuta campestris, 2690 nucleotides. Lineage: Eukaryota; Viridiplantae; Streptophyta; Magnoliopsida; Solanales; Convolvulaceae. The record is from the annotation of a GenBank genome assembly.